Schistocerca piceifrons (Central American locust) is the source of this 1256-nucleotide messenger RNA. Its product is annotated as probable tubulin polyglutamylase TTLL9. Gene Ontology annotation, molecular function: tubulin binding; tubulin-glutamic acid ligase activity. The record is from RefSeq and is a predicted model, not a curated record. Gene Ontology annotation, cellular component: cilium. Gene Ontology annotation, biological process: microtubule cytoskeleton organization; protein polyglutamylation. Bases 1 to 1215 code for a protein of 404 amino acids. Lineage: Eukaryota; Metazoa; Arthropoda; Insecta; Orthoptera; Acrididae. The transcript has 9 exons.
AUGUACAGCUUUUAUGGCUCGUGGUGUCAGGUGGAGUUCCUGAAGAGCAACUGGGACCUGUGCUGGUGCGACCCGCGGCACGUGGAGACCGCCAUGGCGGCUCUGGACCCGGUCCGCAGGGACGACGGGCGGCGCGUGUGCCACUUCCGCAACCACUACGAGCUCACUCGCAAGAACCUGCUCUCCAGGAACCUCUCCAGGCUCAGGCGCCGAUACGUACGAGAAGGCGGUGAAGAGAAGGCUUCUCUGUGCGACAUCAUGCCACUCACGUUUGAGCUGCCAGGUGACUACAAGAUGUUCACAGAGCACCACCGCAAGAACCCAGAAGAUAUCUGGAUCGUCAAACCGGUCACCGGCAGCCAGGGGCGUGGUAUUUUCCUCUUCAAGAGGCUGCAGCAGCUGCGGGAGUGGCUGCGGAACCGCGAGCCGGCGGAGGAAGACGGCGACAGCGGGGAGCAGUCGCGCGGCGGCACUACGCACAUCGUGCAGCGCUACGUGCACCGGCCCUCCCUCGUCGCCGGCCGCAAGUUCGACCUGCGCAUCUACGUGCUCGUCACCUCCUUCUGCCCGCUGAAGGUGUGGGUGGCUCGCGAGGGCUUCGCGCGGGUGUGCACGCACCAGUUCUCGCUGGAGCACCUGGACGACAAGCUGGGGCACCUCACCAACACCACGCUGCGCCUGCGCAACGACCCCAGCGACACGUUCGGUAGCAAGUGGCCGCUGAUGGACCUGCGGCAGUGGGUGGAGUUCAACCACGGGAAGCUGGCCAUCAUGGGGCUGGUGCACGACGCGGGCCGCCUCGUGCUGACUGCGCUCACCGCUGCGCAGACCGCCGUCUCGCAAGACCCCCACUGCUUCGAGCUCUACGGCUUCGACAUCCUCAUAGACGCCGAUCUGCGCCUGUGGCUGCUGGAGGUGAAUGCUUCUCCAUCGCUUGCUCCAAGUGAUGCUGAUGACCAGCGACUCAAGCAUGACCUUCUCCAAGAUGUAUUUAACAUUCUGGACUUUGAAGGAAAAUUAACAGGAAAAGAACGAAGAGUUGGUGGCUUUGACUUGCUAUGUAAUGGAGAGCCACUUUGGGCUCCAGUUCCAGGUGGUAGACAAGUUGACACAAGAUAUUUAAACCUUUACCUGGGGUGUGAGAAUAAUCGCCAGAAGCAGCUGUUGGAGAUAUGGUCAAAAGCAGCUAAGACAAGGUCUACUGCAGUUAAAUAGAUGAAUUUCUGAAUGUGGUUGAAGUUGUCAUUUCUACUGUC